CCUGCAGCCGCCAUCAUUCCGUGCUGUAAGGCCGACCCCAUCAUGUCUUCCAACGGAGACCUCUGCAACCUCAGCAGCUCUGACAGCUUUUGGGAGCCGGGGAACUACAAAAGGACGGUGAAACGGAUCGACGAUGGUCACCGUCUGUGUAACGAGCUCAUCAGCUGCUUCCAGGAACGAGCUAAAAUAGAAAAGAGCUACGCUCUUCAGCUGAGCGACUGGGCCAAACGAUGGAGGGGCAUUGUGGAAAAAGGACCUCAGUACGGGACCCUGGAGAAGGCGUGGCAUGCCUUCAUGCAGGCGGCUGACCGCCUCAGCGAGAUGCACAUGGAGCUGCGGGAGCGGCUGGCGGGCGAGGACAGCAAGAAGGUUCACAACUGGCAGAAAGAGGCUUUCAACAAGCAAAUGAUGGGAGGCUUCAAGGAGACUAAAGAUGCGGAGGACGGCUUCAGAAAAGCUCAGAAACCCUGGGUCCGUAAACUGAAGGAGAUGGAGUCUAGUAAGAAGAGCUACCACCAGGCCAGGAGGGAGGAGUGGACAGCUGUUACCAGGGAAACGCACGCCAAGGCUGACCCGUCCAAGUCGCAGGAGGAAGUCCGCAAAUACACAACCCGAGUGGAGCGCUGCAGCCAGGAGGCCGAGAAGGUGGAGGAUCGCUACAAAAAGGCCCUGGAGGAGCUGAACCGCUGCAACCCUCGCUACAUGGAGGACAUGGAGCAGGUGUUUGACCUCACCCAGGAGGCCGAGCGAAAGAGGCUGCGCUUCUUUAAAGACGUCCUGCAGGACGUCCACACGCACCUGGACCUGUCUGCCAAAGAAAGUUUCAAAAACCUGUACCGGGACCUGGGUCAGACCAUCCAAGCAGCCAACGAAGCAGAAGACCUCAGAUGGUGGAGGAACACCCACGGACCGGGCAUGAGCAUGAACUGGCCCCAGUUUGAGGAGUGGUCUCCGGAGACGAGUCGAUCCAUCAGCAGGAAGGAGAGAGGAGGGGACUCUAAGGAGAACGUGGUCACCCUCACCAACAUCGUCUCAUCAGGAGGAGGCGACACCCCGCCCAGUCCCAUCACUGUGGAAACCAGCAGGGUGAAGGAGUAUUCAUCAGACUGGUCCGACAAGGACAGUCCCAAAAAGGCCCUGGUGAUGAACGGUGUGGGGGAGGCCGACGAGGAGGAGCAGGGAGAGGGGGUGCUGGUGCGAGCGCUCUAUGAUUACACGGGUCAGGAGGCGGACGAGCUCAGCUUUAAAGCAGGGGACGAGCUGCUGAAGCUGGGGGAGGAGGAUGAGCAGGGCUGGUGUAAAGGACAGCUGAGGGAUGGUCAGAUGGGCCUGUACCCUGCCAACUACGUCCAGCUCCUCACCUCCUGAUGCUCCGUCAGCCCGAGAUGGAGCUGAACGUGACCAACCAGAACCAAUCCGAACGAGUCGGAGCUACCAGAACAUCACGUCCUGCAGAGGAACCAGAACACUUCUGCUUACUGAUAGUAAAGAUUUCUAUGUUUUCUGUUUGAGCCACAAAAGGCUGUUUAUGUUUGAACAAUCCAGAAGAAAGAGAAAAGCCACAGGACGUCUGCUGCCACCUCACCUGCUGUUUUUGAAGAAUCGUUUCACUGAGCUCUGACUUUUGGGUGUCCGCUCAUUCUGUUCGUAUCUAACCCCGAAGAGAGUCAAGUUCAUUCAACCUUUAUUUAAAUGGUAAACGGACUGUACUUAUACAACACCUUUCUAUCUUAUAG
Molecule: messenger RNA, 1736 nt
Organism: Nematolebias whitei (Rio pearlfish)
Lineage: Eukaryota; Metazoa; Chordata; Actinopteri; Cyprinodontiformes; Rivulidae
Gene: pacsin3
Product: protein kinase C and casein kinase substrate in neurons 3
Exons: 9
Coding region: 43-1368 (441 amino acids)
Biological process (GO): regulation of endocytosis; cytoskeleton organization; plasma membrane tubulation
Cellular component (GO): plasma membrane; endosome; cytoplasm
Molecular function (GO): phospholipid binding; protein binding
Source: RefSeq, a predicted model, not a curated record